AUGGACUAUAUCGAUGACUGUAACGAGACGUUGGAGGAAAUGAAGGAGAAGUUGGGAAAGAUCGAAGCGGACUCUGCCAAGGGAAGGCUGUUCUGGCCUGGGAGGUCCAGUCGUCUCAAGGGGUGGCACGAGGAUAUUUCCCGUCACCAGGGGAUGAUCAGCACAGCAUUGUCUGCGGAUACGCUCCAAGCCUUACUACGGAUACUCUCUCACGAAGACCGCCAGACGAAGGAAAUUCUCUCGGAGAUCAGAGACACGAGAAGCAUUGUCAGCCGAGUCGACAAAGAGUCGAGACGUUCAAAGGUCCAGGCUUUCUUUCUCAAAUGCAACCCGCAGGAAAACUACGAGAUGAGCCUGCAAUUACGGCAUCCACGAACUGGCCUCUGGCUUAUCAGUCGUCAUCCAAAGUUUAAACACUGGAUUUCGGCUCCGAAGUCCAAUCUGUGGUUGACAGGAAUUCCAGGCGCUGGAAAAACCAUCAUUGCCGGUUCUAUCAUCGAGGCGGCAUUGGGUAAAAGCACCGGUUCGAUCGCUACAGCGUUUUUUUUUUUCUGCGAUUACAAAAGCUCAAUCACACAAUCCCCAGAAACAAUUCUCGGUGUUCUCGCCUAUCAGCUUUCUAUCCAAAAUGAAGACGCCUACGAAGUUCUUGUGCAAUACUACGAUGAAAUGCAUCCAAAACAUGGACUCCCCAGAACUCCCGAUAUCUCGUCAUUGAAAGUGCUGCUACAAAGAAUCUUUGAAGUAUACGAUCAAGCCUACCUAAUUCUUGACGGACUCGACGAGUGCGGGAGAAAGACUGAGGAUGUGAUUGAUACGCUUGUCGAUACAUUCGAUGAAGCUAACAACAUUUCUCUUGCUCUAUUGAGUCGUGACGAGGACGGCAUCCGAGACCGUCUCAGCGACUGGUGCGUUUCGAUUGAAGUUGCUGUUCAUAAACACGACGUCAUGGAAUACGUUACAGCGCAGAUCCAAGAGAGAGUUAAAGAGUUGGGAAGCUGUCGACGUAUGACCCUGAACUGA
This is a messenger RNA of Colletotrichum aenigma, 1023 nucleotides long. RefSeq names its product Vegetative incompatibility protein HET-E-1. The record is from RefSeq and is a predicted model, not a curated record. NCBI's taxonomy places the organism in Eukaryota, Fungi, Ascomycota, Sordariomycetes, Glomerellales, Glomerellaceae. The coding region runs from base 1 to 1023 and encodes 340 amino acids. The transcript has a single exon.